AAAAAAAAAAAAAAAAAAAACCAAGUGCCAGAAGAUUGAGAGAGAAAGAGAACAAGAGUACAGGAGAUAGUUAAAGAGGAAAAGAGGAAAAGAGAGUGUGUGACUUAAUCUCGUAUAAAAGGAUGGACAUCGACUCAGGCGAAAUGAACUGGACGUGGCGAUGACAAGCCUGAUAUUGGAGAACGCAGAUUUAAACCGACUAUUUCCGAAAUGCCGGCCUAGGGGCGGUCAUCCCCCGCAAUCGGGGGCAGGAUCGCAUCAUCAGCCAACGGGCCAGCAGCCGCAUGACCGUCGUAAUUCAACUUCAACGUGUAAGAAGCUGGAGCCGGUCACUACGCCGCCGUCGUUGUCCUCAUCCUCGUCGACGAGCGUCGUAACAGGAGGAUCAGGAAGUGGGUUCCCACAUAUCGACAUGAUUGACCUGGAGCACGACAACAACACCGACAGGUGUAGAAAACGAGCGACGAGUCGCAGGAAAAAAUCAGGUUCGCUGUCCCGUAGGACGGCAAAUAUAAUGCCGGGGUUCGAGGCCCAGAUCCAGUCCCAGUCCCACCAGCAGCAGCAACAGCAGCAGAUAUUAACCUCCCAUCAGCAGCACGGGAUGAUCACCACUAAGCCAGCGUCUUCCAGUUCAUCGUCCUCGGCUUCAGGACGCAGUGAAGAUGCACACAAUUAUGGGAGUCUCGGUGGUAGCGAUCAUCAAGGACAGUCCCAGCAAGAUGACAGUGGACCUGAAGAAGGUCCUGUUUAUAUUUUAACUUCUGCAAAAGGCGAUAGAAGUUAUAAAUUGCGAGAUUCUCGAAUUAUUGAGAUAGCUGGAGGAAGAGAAGUAUUCUCACAGAGUAGAGGUAAAGUUGCUGCGAGGAAGCCUCGUUUCCUUACCUCUUCAAAGUCCGUGCCUAAUGACGAAUCUACUGGAGACAAGUUGACGGUGAAAAAAAAUAGUAAAUCACCCAAUCGACAGAGUGUCUGGGAAUUACGAAGCAGAUGUGGAGAAGCAAGACGACAGCGAGCAAACCGUGAAAUAACCGAAACAGUAUUUUCAUCCGAAGUACAUUCAGUUCGUCGUAAUCCAACAACAAAAUCAAUUCUUGAUUAUGACUCACCAAAGGCUGCACGAAGCAAUCGUAUUAUAAAUUAUGACUCGGUAUUAAAUAGCAAUAAUGUAGAAUAUACAGUGCCGAAAAGUAUAACAGGCAUUGAUUGUGGAUUACCAAAGAAUUGUGUUGAUUAUCAAUCGAAUCAUACGACACCAGCAAGAAGUAUGGCUAUUGUUAGUGAUGGUGAGGUUGUUGUCUUUGAUGACAUUGAUGACAAUUGGCAGGGACUUAGAUUGGAUCUCGGUUCGACAAACAACACGUUAACUAAUUCGCAAAUAAAUACUACGAGUUAUUUAAAUUCAGAUCAAGAUGAUAUACAGCAGCAACAGCAACAGCAACAACAACAACAACAACAACAACAACAACAACAACAACAACAACAACAACAGCAGCAGCAGCAGCAGCAACGUAAUAGCAGUAGAAUUCCUCCGGAACCACCUGGCUCAAGUGGCGGUAGUUCACCGAGUCCUACGUCAACGUAUCCAAGAAAUACGUCGGACUUUUUUAAGGUGAUUACACCCGCAAGUGACUGCGAAGUAAAUUCACCCUCCCCAGAACGAAAUCACAAAGUAGCAAGGGUUAUUGGUGAAUUACCCAUAGCUCAGUAUUCCGGUAGUCCACGUCGUUAUGGUGUGCGUGAAAAUUCACGAUUACCAAAUAUUUUAUCAUCACCCUCGAUAUACAUGACACCGAGACCUGGAUUUCCUCAGAGAAUUUUACCAACAACGCCAAACCAAAAAGAAAAGGAGACUGAUUAUUUGCCAGCGAAAGAAGAACCAAUUGUUGAGGUGUUAGUUGAUACGACGACGAGCCCAACACCAGAGAAAAGUAACACCAAUCUUAUGGUAACUUCACACUCCGUUGAGGAAAUAUCCUCAAUGCCGGAUCUUGUGACACAAUCAGAAGAGUUGAAACUACAACGCGAGGAGGAGGAAGAGGAAGAGGAGGAAGAUUUUCUCAAACCAUCAUUUCUCAGUAGUGAUAAUUUAUCGAGUCUUGUUGCACCCGGGGGUAGUACUUUUGAUUAUUUAUAUGAGUUUUCUGAAACGAGAAAAGUGUUGGAGGAAUUUUUCAAGUGUCCCGCUCCUACUGAGGAAAAAGAAAGCAAUGGCGAGUCGUUUCCAUUUCAGGAUUUGGAUUAUGAAUUACGGCGACAAGGAGGAAACUCAUACGUUGGUCAGCGUUUAGCCAGCGGGUUACCAAACACAGAAGAGGUUAUGGUACAUGAAUCGCCAAAGAAACAGCGAGCAGAUUUUCCUCCUUCUAUCGAGCAUGAGAACAAUUUCCUUGAUUUAUCUGUGGGCACUGGAAGCAGUGAAGAUCUUGGGGAAACAGAAGUAGGUCUGCAGGUCGGGCAUUCACGAAACUUUACUCUGAGUCCGGAAACAACGGAUUGCGACAGUAAUUGCGGUGAUCUUGAUAGCGAAAUGUCAUUAAUGAUGAUGGACAAUGAACUAUUACCGGCAAGCGGGCUACUGGGGUCUGUCGGUGAUCUCGGUAACAAUUCAGAUUCACUGAGAAUAUACACAAGUAUGCCAGUGCUCGAGGACGGUUUAUCGAGUGGUCAUGCGAGCGAUACCGACAACAAUAAUCCAACAGUGAUGUUGAUGAAACGUCAGAUAAAUGAGAUAGAAAAGGAAAUAAUUCAAAGGACAAGAAAUGAUAUGCUGGGAACUGAUAUCGAUAAUGAAAAAGAUGUUAGUUUGAAUGUUACGAAAGACAUACUACAAACUUUAAAAGCAACCUCCCCAGAUUUAUUUAUAGCUCAGAAAGAAAAUUCUUACGAGACGAAUGAGUUGAAUUUAGACGGCUUAGAUCCAUUGGGUACUCCACCACCGCCUGCGCCUCAGGGUAGACAAAGCAUUAACUUGGAGAUUGGCGGUGAAGUAGAAGCUGCUAUAAAGGAUAUACGAAUGGCUUUGCAGAAAACAAAAACCUUGCCAGUUAAAUCACCAACGGAAGAUCCUCCCGAGCCGAGCGUCAGUCCCAUUUGGAUACCCAGGCGGCGGAUUUGCACCGAGAGCAACAGCGAAGAUUCCGAGGCUCGCCGCGUUGAGGACGAGAAUGAAGUUGAGGUUGAGGAAGUUGUAGACGAAGAGGAAGCAGAUACCGAUUUGGAAACUGACCGACUCUUGGGUCAACAAAGAACUGAUGAUCAAGGGUUCUACGAUGACAAGGGGUGGCGGAAGCCUAAAACUAGGACAAUGCUACCACCAAUGAGUACCAAAGUCGUAACACCAAAGCAAACCCCACCGAAAACAUUGAGUGUAGCUCCACUAGAAACGCUAACGCCACCCGAGCCCCUGCCCUCAACGUCGUCAUCCAUAUCCCCGCCUCCUAUUGUCACUGUAAUACAGUCGCCGACGUCUGAACGCGAGGCGACAUCACCCACUACUCAAACCUCAGCGAGUCCCCAGAAGAUCUCCCCGGUUAAAAAUUCUCCCUCGCCCACACAAAGCCUCAAGGAGUCCAACGGCAAGGCCAAAAAGGAAAAAGAGGGAAAGAAGAAAAGCCGUAACAAAGAAGGAUUACUGGAUGAUCCAUCAGUGCUGAUUGAGGGUGUACUGUUUCGUGCGCGAUAUCUCGGAUCAACGCAACUUGUUUGCGAGGGCCAACCAACUAAAUCCACGAGGAUGUGUCAGGCGGAAGAAGCCGUAUCUAGGAUAAAGGAUGUCCUCCCGGAGCCGGUGCCGAUUCAGUCGCUCUUAAACUAUGGGAGCGGGCAGCAUGGCUAUGGCCGUUGCAGCGUCGCCUCCCAGGGCAGCAUUGACGAGGAUGAAUGCGACUCGAGUGAAGAACUGAUAGGGAAUGUUGCCGGUGGGGGCCAGCCGCAGGUGGAGACCCAGCAAUUGGGAUCAUCAUCCCAGACCUCGUCGUCAGGAAAGCUGGCCCCGAUCGGCGGCUCGAUCGGUCCAUCCACCGUUUUCAGACUACAUUUUCUCGGUUCGGUCGAGGUGGAAGAGGAAGGGGGACGCAAACGUCGUAAGCGUCUUAAGAAGCACAUGGUUGAAGAAGCUGUCACUAAGAUAAAGGCAUUGGCACCAGAUGGUGAAACUCAACCGAGUGCGGAAGUGGAUUUGUUUAUAUCGACGGAAAAAAUAAUGGUAUUAAAUACAGAUCUUAAGGAAAUAAUGAUGGACCACGCACUGAGAACUAUAUCUUAUAUUGCGGACAUCGGAGACUUGGUAGUGUUGAUGGCCCGAAGACGUUUUGUACCUCAUGAGAUGGAAGAGGCUCCAAAGAUAAAUAGAACGCCAAAGAUGAUUUGCCAUGUGUUUGAGAGCGAGGAAGCUCAAUUUAUCGCCCAAAGUAUUGGACAAGCGUUUCAGGUUGCUUAUAUGGAGUUUCUAAAAGCCAAUGGCAUCGAGGAUCACAGUUUUGUUAAGGAAAUGGAUUACCAGGAAGUUCUAAACUCCCAGGAGAUAUUUGGCGAUGAGCUGCAGAUGUUUGCCAAAAAAGAAAUGCAAAAGGAGGUGGUAGUACCCAAAGCAAAAGGCGAAAUCCUGGGUGUAGUGAUUGUAGAAUCUGGAUGGGGCUCGAUGCUACCUACGGUAGUGAUAGCAAAUCUUGCGCCAGCCGGUGCGGCCGCACGUUGUGGUCAGCUCAACAUUGGCGAUCAGAUAAUUGCUAUUAAUGGAGUAUCACUUGUAGGAUUACCAUUAUCAACGUGCCAGACUUACAUUAAAAAUUCUAAAAAUCAGACAGUGGUUAAGCUUACGGUUGUGCCAUGCGCUCCGGUAGUUGAAGUGAAGAUUAAGAGGCCGGAUACUAAGUAUCAACUAGGAUUUAGUGUACAAAAUGGUGUAAUAUGUAGUUUACUGAGGGGUGGAAUUGCUGAGAGAGGUGGCGUGCGUGUGGGCCACAGAAUAAUCGAGAUUAACAAUCAGAGUGUUGUUGCUGUGCCACAUGAGAAAAUCGUUAAUCUCUUGGCUACGUCUGUUGGGGAGAUACUCAUGAAGACGAUGCCUACAUCUAUGUUUAGACUAUUGACCGGUCAGGAGUCUCCAGUAUAUAUAUAAAAAGAUAAAUAUACAAUUGCGUAUAUAUACAUAAACAUUCAUACAAAUGAAAAUAAAAAAUUUGAGGAUAAUAAUAACAAAAGUACUUAUGGGAGAGAAAAUUUUCUCAGUUGCCUGGUCGUUUUGUUAUGUAGUGCAAAAGACAAUACAACCGCCAUCCACUAUCGUAUAUUCUAUAUCUCCAUCACCCGUAAAAGGCUUGUUCCAACGUGGUGAGAAUCACCUUUGUAUUCCAGUCAACCGGAACAGUCUUCUGUACUCAAGCUUUCAAAAAAAAAAAAAAAAAAAAAAUAUAAAAAAAAUAUUUACGUAAGCCAUAAAUUUGAAGUAUAGUGACACGUAGCGAGUAAGCAAAUAAAAAAGCGAAAAAUUACGAGAGAGUGGAAAAAAUAAGAGUGGAAUAAAUGUUAAUGUUUAAGUAUUUAAUCUUAAUAUAUAAUUUAUAUCGAUCAUCAUCAUAGAUAGAUAUGUUAUAUAUAAAUAUAUGAAUUAUUAUUGAUAAUAAUCAUACUCUGAUAUAAAAAAAAAAAUUAUCGGGUGAAUUGGGAUUUUCUAUAGCAAAUUACAAUUUAAAAGUCAGUAUCAAAUUUUCUGAGCUUGAGAUAAUGUAAUUAAGAAUGUUUGAGCUUGAUCGCUGAAUCUCAAGAGACUAGUUGAUGAUUUAUUUAUUUAAAGUAGCCUUGCAUAAUAUUUAGCCUAUGCAAAAAAAAAAAAACAAAGAUAUAAAUAUAUAAAUAAAUAAAAUAUAUAUAUAAGAGAAGAGAAGUCUCUCAUUGAUCACAAGAAAAUUGAAUGAUCGAGUGAAUGACUACUUAGAGAGUCUCACUAAUAAAUAUUAACAUUAAUAAUAAUAAUAAUAAUAAUAAUAAUAAUAAUAAUAAUAAUAAUAAUAAUAAUAAUAAUAAUAACGCCAAGGAAAAUGAUAGUUAAUUGAAAUGCACAUGAUUAUAAAUAGCACAAAGCUCUUAACGUGUACCGUUUUGAGCAGGGCUGAAACAAAUAAAUAAAAAACGUGUAUAUUAUAUAAAUGAAUACAAUACGUAAUUUAUGAAUUUAUCUAGCAGUUAUUUCUAAAAAAAAAAAAAAAUAAAAUUGAAAAAAAUAUAUAUAAAUUAAUAGUAUUAAAUAUUAUUAUUAUUAUUAUUCUCACUUUGGAGAUAAAAUCUACGUACAUUCCUUCAUUUAAACUUAUAUAUAAAUUAAGUGCUUGAGAGAUAAUUAAUGUUUAAAGUAAUAAUAAUAUAUGGUGCCCGAGAUUAUUCAUUUAUACUGGAUACGAAAAACAUAACUAAUAAAUAAAUAAAUAAAUAAAUUAUCAUAAACAUUUAUAAUCAUAACAAAGUGAUAUACGUAGAGCACACCAAAAAUAAAAAUUUCAGUCAGACAAGUUAAUAUAUAUAUUGACAUUAUUAAUUAAAUAAUGAUUUAUAGAGUAGCUUAUCUUGUAAAAGCCGAUGUUUUAAAAUCUUUGGCUUAUGUUAUGUAUUGAUAUCCUUGAUAAUGUGUUCUCAAUCCUAUUAUUUAAAUAUUUUAUUUAGACUCCGGACUUAUUCUAUUGCCAUUGAGCUUCCAUUUCAUACAAUGCGAAAGCUCGUGAAGGAGAAAAUCAAAUGAUAAGAUAAAAGCCCAAAAAGAACAAUGGAUAAGAAUUAUUUAUGAUCUCGUUGAACCGCCGGUACUGCUUUUAUUCACAUGUAUUAUACGCUAAAUCCUAGCCUUAUCAUCUUCAUUCUCGUUAUUAAAUUUCUAAUAAUAAUAAUUAUUAUUAUUAUUUUUAUUAUUAUAAAUAUAUAGAUGUAAGUAAUUCCCGUAGCUUCUAACACAAAGAGGACCGUAAUAAAGAGCUAUUUAAUUACAGUAAAAUAAUAAUUAUUAUUAAGUCUUCUCGCGAUUGAUAUUGUUAGACUGAAGGUGGAGAAAAUUAUAAAUCAAAUUUUAAUAGGUAAAAUUUUUUUGUUAACUAAAAAAAAAAUCUUAAAUUAAUAUACUGGUGGUGCUCUUGAAAUUUAGAUACCGCUCCUAAUAGUCCUAAUAGUAAGUUUAUAUAAUUAUAACACAAAAACAAAUUAUAAAUCUUCACUUUUUGUUCAAUCGGCUUUUUAAAAAAUCUAUAAACAUAUUUAUAUACAUAUAUAAUAUAUAUAUUUAUUAUUAGUGCGGUGCAAGCGAAGGUAGAUAAUAAAUCUGGUGAUUGAUUUAAAAUUUAAAUUUCAAUGUAUAAAUAAUAUUGAUUUAUUAAUUAAUUCACGUUAAAAUACGCGUGCGUUUGAAUUGUUAAAAUGAUUAUACUUAAAUAUAUAUUAUAUAUAUACAUGAAUAUAUAACUAAAUAUGAAUAUAUAUUUAUGCGCUUGUAAAAAUGGAAGAAAACUCUGGCAUGGGAAUUUGGGAUCCAUAUCUUUUAUGAUAUUAUUCGAACGGUAUGAUUAUAUAUAUAUGUAUAUUAUGGGAUCAAAAAAAAAUAAAAU
This is a messenger RNA of Cotesia glomerata, 7586 nucleotides long. RefSeq lists its product as uncharacterized. Lineage: Eukaryota; Metazoa; Arthropoda; Insecta; Hymenoptera; Braconidae. The coding region runs from base 161 to 5119 and encodes 1652 amino acids. The record is from RefSeq and is a predicted model, not a curated record. Gene Ontology annotation, cellular component: plasma membrane; dendritic spine; cytoplasm. Gene Ontology annotation, molecular function: protein binding. Gene Ontology annotation, biological process: chemical synaptic transmission. The transcript is spliced from 18 exons.